AUGACCAACAACUUCAAGGACGAUAGUCCAGAUACAAUUGGUCCUGAGACCACACCAAAGAGGUCCUUUUCCGAAAAAGGCCGUCGUUUGGUCAAAGCCUUUACUACCAAAGAAGGACUUGUAGGCGACUACGACUAUGGCUUCCUCUUCAAGCCUCAGCUUCCCUUCAUGAAGAGAGCACGAAGGGCAGGCCCUUUCUUCGGCCUCAACGAUAGGAUGCCUGUGUUCCUUGCCUUACUAUUGGGUUUCCAACAUGCCCUAGCUAUGCUUGCAGGCAUCAUCACACCUCCCAUCAUCCUCUCCGGCAGUACCAAUCUCAUCCUGGCAGAUCAGCAGUAUCUGGUAUCGGCAUGUCUCAUCAUGAGCGGUAUCUUGAGCAUGAUUCAGAUUUCGCGAUUUCACAUCUGGAAGUCUCCUUACUAUGUCGGCACUGGAUUGAUCUCGGUCGUAGGGACGUCUUUUGCGACCAUCCCCGUUGCUACGGGCGCCUUCUCGCAAAUGUAUGCCACCGGUUUCUGCCCAUCAGAUGCUGAUGGUAACCCUCUCCCUGCCCUGAUGGGUAUGGAGCACUGA
Messenger RNA from Aureobasidium musti, 573 nucleotides. Lineage: Eukaryota; Fungi; Ascomycota; Dothideomycetes; Dothideales; Saccotheciaceae. The record is from the annotation of a GenBank genome assembly.